AUGAGGCUGAACCCAAAACCCUGCACACACUCCGGUCAAGUCGACUCAACAGUCGCGGCCAACGCAACCGUCGCUCUCAUCUCUACGACAGCCGUGGCAUCACUCUUCUUCGCAGGUCCGAUCCUGGCUCUCGUGGGCUCCAAGAUCGCCUUCCUCAUCGGCGGCUGGAUGUGCGCUAUCCACAGCGAAAUUACUAAAGACAAUGCAAACAGAACCUUUGUCAUCGCCGACGGUGCCGUUCUCGGCAUCGGCUCCUCCUCCAUGUGGAUUAUCCAAGGCGCUAUAAUGACAACCUACGUCCACGGGUCGCUAAAGGGUCGUGCCAUCGCCGCCUUCUGGAUCAUCUUCAACCUCGGCCGCGGCGUCGGCAGCCUCGCCGCCUCUGGCCUAAACUUCUCCUCCACCACGGGCACCGGUAAGGACGCAACCUACGCCGCCCUCAUCUCCGCUGGAAUUGCGAUUGUCGGGAUUCCUCAGCACCUUUCUGUCGUCGGUGCCUCCUCGUCUCCAACGUCGGUGGGCCCCGUGUGGAAGCGGUAUCUGGGUAUGAAGGGAAUCCCCAAGAUGGGUGAGAAAGACACUUGCUUGGUAGACAUGAGCGGAAGAGUUGAGCUCCACUUCAAUAUGAACGCCAAAGAUUCGCGCAACCUGCUUCACGCAAGAGGACGGCAUGACUUUAAGGGAAGCGAAAGUCAUGCAAAGGGGUCUUCGGCUACCAGUAUAUCUGAAAUGCAUGACCAAGAACUUGCCCUGGUCGAAAUCAUUACCGGCUCUCCUAUUCCAUUCGAACAACGGCUGGAAAAUCCGUGCGAUGAUCCUGCAGUCCUCUUCCCAAGUGUCGGAAGUGACGAGGACGUUAGGGAAGCCGAGCCUGCUCAGCCUGUGCAAGAAGUCUUGCCGGUCAAGAUGGUCCUAAACCCCUGA
Messenger RNA from Colletotrichum orchidophilum, 924 nucleotides. RefSeq lists its product as uncharacterized. Bases 1 to 924 code for a protein of 307 amino acids. Lineage: Eukaryota; Fungi; Ascomycota; Sordariomycetes; Glomerellales; Glomerellaceae. The record is from RefSeq and is a predicted model, not a curated record. The transcript is spliced from 6 exons.